AUAAAACGUUUCCGGAGAAGAAGAUUAGCCAAAAUCAGUAUAUAUAGCUUUCUAGUGCAUAGUUGCAGACUUGAACCAAAGAGGACCUUAGGACGAGAAGGAAUCAAUGUGAGGUCCGUUUUCUCUCUCUAACCAACAGCGUUGAAAAUUUGUAAGAGUCUAAACAGUUGAACAAAUCCAGAAAAGAUACAGUUUUUUUUGAGGUUUUCCACAUGUUUGAUUUAUUUUCUAUUAAAUUCAUAUUUCACAUGCUCUGUCUCUAACGUUUUGCUUGUUUUUCUCAUUUGGGUAUAGAAUCUAUAGAUAGAUUGAUUUGAUUUUUUUUUUUUUUUUUUAACGUUUUCUUUCUGGUAGUUGUACUUGUCCCUGUACUUUCCCAUCUGGGUAUCAUUUUCCUUCUAGAAUUUCACUUUCCAUGUGUCUCUCUCAUCUGGGUGUUGUGAUUUGAAACUCUGUUCACACUUUUCUACUUAAUUCUCAUCUGGGUGUUGAUGUUAUGUGAUAUAUAUCUCUCUAUCUUUGGUGUUGCUAUCAAUCCAUUUUCUGUUCACUCGACAAAUUUUUUUAUUUGGAUUUCUUUGGUUUCAAUGUUUUCUAUCAAAUUUUAUCUGUUUUUGUAAUUGGGUUUCUUUUUGUUCCUUACAAAACUCUCUCUCUCUCCCUCCCUCCCUCUUCUUGUGAUGUUCAAAUAAAAUUUAGUACUCUUUGUCUUGUUGAAUUUGGUAUAUUCUUUGUUCACUAAACAAAUUUUCUUAUUUGGGCUUUCAUUGGUUUCAAAGAUUUCUAUCGAACUUCCUCAGUUUUGUAAUUGGGUUUCUUUUUAUUUCUAACAAAAUACCUAUCUCUCUCUCCUUAUGAUGUUCAAAUCAUCAAAUAGAUGUUAAUACUCUUUUUCUUGUUCAAUUGGGUAUCUGUUCUUUUCCUCAGGAAUUCAGUGGCAUACUUGAUGUGUGAAUCUUGAAAGCUUUUUACUGUUUUUUGAAAAAAAAAAAUGAAGUGUUUCUAUUACUUCAAGGAUAGAAAUGAUAGAACCAGUACUAGGGAACAAAGAUCAGCGCCAGAAUUGAAAACCCAGAAUAAAUCUGAUGUGUCUGAUAGGGUGACCAAGUCUUCAUGUUCAGCACCUUCGCCGCGUAGUAUCCCGGAAUUGUAUGAAGAGAAGGCUCAUAACUUGCGAGUCUUCUCCUUCUCGGAGCUAAAGCAGGCCACUAAUAGCUUCAAUAGGUUACUUAAAAUUGGAGAAGGCGGAUUCGGAAGUGUAUAUAAGGGUUCAAUCAAGCCUGUUGAUAAGAAAUGCGAUCCUAUUGUGGUUGCUAUUAAAAAGCUCAAUAGCGAUGGCUAUCAGGGUCAUAAACAAUGGGUAGCAGAAGUACAAUUUCUAGGUGUCGUGGAGCACCCGAAUCUUGUUAAACUUAUUGGAUAUUGUGCUGUAGAUGGUGAAAGAGGGAUCCAACGGCUGCUUGUAUAUGAGUUUAUGCCGAACAAAAGCUUGGAAGAUCAUCUUUUUAGUAGGGCUCAUCCACCUCUUCCUUGGCAAACAAGGUUACAAAUAGUGCUUGGAGCGGCUCAAGGAUUGGCUUAUUUGCAUGAAGAACUAGAAGUCCAGGUGAUAUAUCGAGAUUUCAAGUCAUCAAAUGUGCUAUUGGAUGAGGAUUUCAAACCAAAACUUUCGGACUUUGGGCUUGCGAGGGAGGGGCCAACAGCUGGGCAUACUCAUGUUUCAACAGCGGUUGUCGGGACAUCUGGUUAUGCUGCUCCAGAUUACGUCCAAACAGGACAUUUGACAACCAAGAGCGAUGUAUGGAGUUUUGGUGUGGUAUUGUAUGAGGUCCUCACAGGCAGGCGGUCAUUAGAACGAAAUCUACCCAAGCCAGAACAGAAACUUUUGGACUGGGUGAAACACUUCCCUGCUGGUAGUAAGAAAUUUGGCACGAUAAUGGACUCAAGACUUGAAAAUCAGUACUCUCUUAAUGCAGCUCGAAGAAUUGCAAAACUAGCAGACAGUUGUUUGCUGAAGAGUGCAAAGGAUCGACCAAUGAUGAGUCACGUGGUGGAGGAUUUGAAACAAAUAAUCCAAGUUUCUGAUGAAGGAAGCCCCUCCGAAAAAGGUUUCGAAUGUGAUGAUGAUUCAGUUGACUCGGACGAGAAGUCAAGUCAAACGGGAGCCCCUGAAUCUUCAAAAAGGCGGAUGGCACAUUUGGCUAAACUAAGCGAGGUUGUGGAUGGAGUCGGUAGAAGAAGAUUUAUGAUCAUGCAGAGGGCCAAAGUCCCUUAAAAAGUGUUUUUGCUGCCAAUUUUGUUUCUUCGAUAAGGUUAUGGGUUCGUUUUGGGGUCAUCAAUGGAAGAAUACAGCGGGAAAGCAAGCUUAGAAACUAUUGAAGUGAACUAAACUUCUUGUGCCAUUGGAAAUUUUUACCGUGUGUUCAUGCCAAAUUGCCAAUGGACUGAAAUCAGAACUUUAACCUUUUUUUAUGUACAUAUGAUGUGAUGAGAGAUCAUAUUUUAGCUAAUUUUUUCUCCUUGUAUUUUGCCGCCUUUGGCUAAUGAGAACCCGAAGACUUGUGUAUGGGUGUUAUUGUAAUUGCGUUUGCCUCAAGUAGAAGGAAGAUCUAUGGAAAGAAAUGAUUUCCUUGCA
Cornus florida is the source of this 2635-nucleotide messenger RNA. RefSeq names its product probable serine/threonine-protein kinase PBL19. The record is from RefSeq and is a predicted model, not a curated record. Gene Ontology annotation, biological process: protein phosphorylation. The coding region runs from base 992 to 2275 and encodes 427 amino acids. NCBI's taxonomy places the organism in Eukaryota, Viridiplantae, Streptophyta, Magnoliopsida, Cornales, Cornaceae. The transcript is spliced from 4 exons. Gene Ontology annotation, molecular function: ATP binding; protein kinase activity.